Effrenium voratum is the source of this 1421-nucleotide messenger RNA. Lineage: Eukaryota; Dinophyceae; Suessiales; Symbiodiniaceae. The record is from the annotation of a GenBank genome assembly.
GCUCAAAGCCAACAACGGCUCAGGACGCUCAAAGCGGCCUCAUUUUGUUGGCCUCAUUUUGUUUCAUCGGGCCGACUUUUCUCGGCCCCCGGGGGCGUCGUAGCUUGCACUUUUCGCCUCGUCUCGCUUAUCACAACCUGAAAGGGUGCACAGAAGAUGUCGAAGAUCUUGGAGUCCGCGCUCAAGAACCCGCGCCAGCGCAACCUGGACGAUGACAUCAGGCUCAUGGCCGGCAGCAUGCUCACCUACAGCAGCCUGAUGAACAACAACCAAGAGGGCAUGGAGACGCAGGCGGUGACGAUCGUGGCGCGGCAGCAGCGAUCGAAGCUGUUGGGCUGCUUGAUGCUGCCGUUGGCCUUCAUGUACUUCAUCCUGUUUUCUGCCUCCAUCAUGCUGCACGAGGACAUUUCAGAUGUCUACAUGAUCGAGUCAGAGAUGCGCUCACAGAUGGAUGACAUAUUCUCGGAGGUGGAGAGCAUUGAUGGUCUUUGGGAUGCGCUGCAGGGGCCCUUUGCCGAGGUCUUCUUCAAGCAAACGGACAUGUACAACCGGCCCUUGGCGAAGAGCACCAGCAACGAGAAUUGGGGCGACUGGGGCCGCGUGAAUGUCUACCACCAGAUCCAAGGCGCAGUGCGCUUUCAGCAAACUCGCCGCAAUGCAAGGAACUUUGGCAAGCAGUUCGUCUGCAACAGCGUCAUCUCCUGCUUCCUCUGCCGCUCCAACCGGGGCUUCCAGCCGGCGGCCAACGCGCCCGCGGGCGCGGAGGUGGCCUCCAUCGAUUGCGGGUCCUGGGCGCCCACGCGAAGGCUGGCGAACGAGACCCAGGAGAUGGAUCGCCGGCUCUCCUUGAUGCAGCCACCCUUGCUGUCGUCACUUCCAAAGGAGUCGGAGGAUGAGAUUAAUAUUUUCAGGAUGUACAUGUACCCCGGCGAGAGCAUGGCGGAGAGCAGCGAGCGAUUGCAGUACUUCCGGACCCGGAACUGGCUGGAUGAGGACUCUCAGGUGCUCGCGCUACGUCUGUACAUGCUGAACUCUGAACUGGGGCAGCCGAACCUCGAGCAGGUGACGCUGAAGUUCUUCUUCAGCGACGGCGGGAGCGUGUUCUACACCCGGGACUUCCAGGCGAUCUUCUUCGACGUCUUCCCCAACUCUUUGAGCAUGGUGGUGGACGGCUUCUUCUUCCUGAUCCUGUGCUUCACAGGUGUCCUGCAGGUGAUCGUCAUGUGGCGGAUGCUUCGGGACAGAAAGGUGGUCACCUACAUCGCGGACAUCAGGACACUGCUGGAGUUGGUGGUGAUUGCCGGAGGAAUCUUCUUUUGCUACCAGUUCUACGCGGUGUACCGCACCAAGGGCCUGAUGACGGACAUCAUGACGGACAUCAGGGGCUACGGGUGGAACAUCCGGGACGCCAACCAAGCUGU